Messenger RNA from Contarinia nasturtii (swede midge), 2287 nucleotides. RefSeq lists its product as uncharacterized. The record is from RefSeq and is a predicted model, not a curated record. Gene Ontology annotation, cellular component: nucleus. The transcript has 5 exons. NCBI's taxonomy places the organism in Eukaryota, Metazoa, Arthropoda, Insecta, Diptera, Cecidomyiidae. Bases 151 to 2001 code for a protein of 616 amino acids.
AUAAACGAUUCUGCUUAGAAUAUUUGCAACCAUCAAUGUGAACUACAUUGAGUGUGCUAUAGCAAAGAAAGCAUUUUUCAAAUUAUCAUAACCAAUCAAGAACAAAUUGACAUUAAAAAUUGCGGUUAUCGUUUCAUUGUUCCGCUGUGAAUGCCGCUCACACUCGGAAAUUGUUUAAAAGAAUCGCAUUUUUUAUUUAAUCUUCGCUUAUCAAAGGCCAGUUGGCUGAUUUUAUUGUUUUUUUUAUUAUUGUUUGAAGAAAAAAACUUGAUUUUGGCAAAAAUGGGUAUACAAGAACUGGAAUCGUUUAUUCGAAGGAAUUCAACAGGCAUUGAUAAAGAAAUAAAUAUUUUUAAUGAAAUUGAAAUUUGGAAACGGAAUCAUCACUACGAAAAAAGUCCCACAAUCAUCGUUGAUUUGAAGAAUUUUGAAAAAUAUUUGAAAAUAAUUGAUGAAGGAAGAUUGAUUAUGGGUGGUCGAUAUGGUAUAUACAACAAAAAAAUCAACGAUUUCUUUGAAGCACUAACAUCACCACCAUGCAGCGCAAAGUUGGUAUUUUUCUGCCGACCAUAUGUUCAAGAUAUAGACCAAGACUUAAUUCAGAAAAAACAUGAUGCUCUCGAAGGAAAAAGACUGAAAUCAUGUCUUGAUGAAAUUAAAAAGGAUAGUCACUUUUCAUGGUAUCACGAUACGCGAUUUUUGUAUAAUAUGACACAAAUUUGCCAGGCCUAUGGAACUAUGUGCACUCGAAUUAAAGGAAAUUCCGUGAAAAUAAUAGAAUACGCUCAUACUAACGCACAAGAUAUUCUUGCCAUAAUUACAUGCGAUACUGAUUUCAUGUUCAUUAAAGCCAAAUACCAAUAUUGGAGUCUAAUGCAUUUGGAUCUGUUGAAGUUCAAGACAAAAUCAUAUUGCCGUGAAACGUUAUUAGAACAUAUGGGUUUAACAAAACCCGAAAGCCACAAGCUUUUAGGAAUUUCAAAAUUGGAAAAGGUUAUAGUAAAAUUUGACGAAAUUAAAAAUAGAUGGGCUGGAUAUGUCAAAAAAUUUGAUCCGAGUAGACCUUGGGAAUAUGAAAAGAUCUUGCAUGAAAUUUCCAAUCAUUUUAAUCAUGAGAAAUUUGAUGUACAUGAUUUUACGCGUAACCUGUCUUUUUAUUCCUUCGGCGCCGAUGUUGAUUUCCGCUCUAUGGAUGAAAAUUGCAAGGACUUGGCCAAAAAACUCAAUGAAAAACAACUCUAUUUCGUUUAUCGUUUGCUAGUAGAAAAACUUUCAACAAACAAAUCAUUGGCGUACAUUGAUUUGCAAAAAAAAGAUGCGGGCAAGUUCGUUGCAUUGGCGAUCAAAAUACUAUUCAGGCAGUGUGGCGUUAUACUCAAAGAUCAUGUGAAUCCCCCAAAAGAACGACAAACUAAACUAGGAAAGCGGUCAAACCUGGAAACAAUUCAUUAUCCGCCAAUGCAAUUGCCGAGUCUCGAAGAUUUGAUUGUGAAUGAAAAUGAUGCAAGAUUCAACGAUCAGCGAUGGACUCUUUUGCAAUGGUUGUUGGAUUUGGAGGAAGAGACUAUUUUACAAAUCAGAGAUGAAUUGCCUGUCAAAUGUUCCAAGCUCAUUCGAGUCGUUUUGCUCACGCUUAAAUUUUUGCAAAUGAAUGAAAUAAUAACAACUCGUGAAGCCAAUAUCAUUCUAACUACAGAAUUGGAUGUCCAGGCCAAACGUGAAUUCUAUAUUAAGAUGAUUGGGAUAGAAACGUCAGAAUCUGACUUAGAUAAAGUAAUAUAUGAGGCCAACAUGGAAAUGUCGUGGAUUCAACUGGCUCACAAAUACACGAUUUCUUUUGAAAUUGUUUGUCAUUGUCUCGAACUGUGUGGUUUUCGUAAACAAACGGACUUGAUACAAUUUGAUUCAUUUCUAUUCUUCUCGAUGAUGUCCUAUGCCAAGGAUAAUCCUAAAGUAUUAGAAAUGAUCGAUGGAUUUAUAGGGAACCUUCCAUUAUGGUGAUUUUAUGAGGGAAUAUGAAAUUCAAACAUCUCACCCGUUUUAUGCAUAAUUAUAAUAGCUACAAUAAUAAUAAUGAUCAAAAUACUAGGGGGAGACACGGGAUCUAAUAUUGCUAAUUUUUUCAUUUUUUUGUUGUGUCUUCCCCUUAAUCAAAAUAGAAAUAAGAUAUAGAGAUACGUUUUUGGACAUUUGUUCCUCGUAUAUGCUUAUCAUUCAUACAUCUCAAUGUUUCCAAUUUGUUUGAAGUAAAUAAAAUUUUCGUUGCUGCAUAAUUUGUAUGCGUAUA